CGUGCUAUUGACUCUCACCUGUUAGAACGCAUCGUACAUUCUCACGAAGCAAAGUCAGUUUUGUCGACCAUCUGCGACAGAUCAAUUUGAAACAGUGACGCACGAUUUUCUUGGUGACAAAUUGUGAUUUGUAAGAGUGUCGUUAGUGCAGUGGGCAUAAGUGCAAAGAUUCAAAUCAUCUUCCCUUCGAGGAACUGAAAGCGACGAAAAUGUCGCGGAAUUAACAGCUCGCGAGUGCAUCCGGGCGGCUGUUACAUCCGAUUUGCGAUCAGGAAGAUCUUCCAUUUCUCUAUGUGAAAGCGACGUGAUAUCACGCGCCGCACUUACCUCGCAUUCGAAAAUAGUUUUGGACAUGCAUUAUAUAACGCAAAACAAAUAACGCUGCAUUUGAACGUCGCAUUAUUGAAAGGAUGUUAAAAUGAAUUAUUAGAAGGAAGGUGUGAAGGUUUAAUGAUCAGUCUUCCCAUUUUAACUCUCCCGAUGAAGCACAUGUCAUCGAUACUUUUAAUUGCAACUUUAAACUUCUGCAAAUUGAGCUCGCGUCGCAAGUGAAUUCUUUUUUACUAUAUAAUUUAAAGUUAUAUAAAUUGGGAUGGUUAAAAGUGUAAUUUUUGAGAUUAAAGGCACAUUAGCUGCAAUUAUUUAGAAUUUAGAGUUAAAAGAGAAAGAGAAGAAAUAGGAGAGAGUGAGAAAGAGAAAGAAAGGAAAAAGAGAGUAGAAAGAGAAAGGAGAGUUACGAAAGAAAAUUUCAACACUUUCAUCUCUUUUCGGAAUGAUGGAGACUACAUUUCUACGGCCUUGGAAGAUUACAUUUUACCGUGAUAGAAGAGGAUCGCCAAUUAUGUUCUGGAAGAGAAAAAGAAAGGUGGAAGGGAUUCCUUUCUCCAAGAGGUGUGCGAAACAAGUUCUCGUGGCGAGUCAAAAUACGCUCAGUACGGCUGAGACUUUCGCAGUAUACGUUUCGUGAUACUUUCACAAUACUCACGCUCUGAAUAUCAGCCUUUCCGAAUAUCUUCGUCCAGUUUUGCUUGUCAGUGCUAUUAUUUACUUUGAAGCAUUCUUAAUCUUUAUAGAACAUUCGUUAUCUUUUUAUUUAUAACAGUGCUUUAAUAUCAAGAUACCAAGCAACCAAGAUGGCUAAAAAUCCUUCGGAUAAUCCUGCCGUAGAUGUGGAGGCACGGCUACAAAUAAUUAUUAAUGAAGGAGCAAAAACUCAAAUGGACUUUGAAAACGUGAAACCAGAAUUGCCAUCAUUCUACGACGAGAAGAAAUUUCGAUUAGGACAACAAGCGUUUUACAACAAUAUAUUUGCUAUGAUGAUAGCAAAACUUUGUGGCCUUGUGUCUCUUUUGGCAAUAACAACAAUACUGGAUGUAAUAGUGUUCACCAAAAAAAGUGGAACUGCUUGUCUGGCGUAUAAAAGAUACGCAGAGACGAUUCUACAUACACUAAUUUGGCAUGAAAAGGAUCCUAAUGGAAAACCUAAUGAAUUCUUGGAAUCAAUAAAAAUUGUGAAACGAAAGCACUGUUGUGCGUUUAAAGACAGUACAAAGGCUGGUAUACAUAAACCUACGCAAUAUGAUAUGACACUUGCGCAAUUCGGAUUUAUUGGAUACACUAUAGUGAGCCAGGAGUAUCUUGGAAUAAAAACCACUCCCGAGGAAAUGGAGGGUGUAGUGCAUCUUUGGAGGGUCAUUGGUAGUAUGCUCGGAAUGGAAGACAGAUUCAAUCUCUGCUCGGGAACGGUUGAAGAAACCCGCGCCCUUUGUCAACGAUUAUUGGAAGAGGUUUUUGUUCCUGCCUUGUCAAAAGAAGAAAGGAAAAAGAAUGUGCAUUUCGAUCAUAUGGGCAAUGCGUUGCUGGAGGGUCUCUGGCCCAUCAACAAUAGUAUCGAUCCAAUAGCCUUCACAGCCUUUACCUUUUACUUGGUUUCUUCAACUGCGCGUAACAAUAAUUACUCCAUUGAAAUUGAUUCAAAGACCAUGCCGUUUCGCAGUUGGUACUUGUUCAACUUGCAGCACUUUGUUUUAAAAUACUUGAUGCGUCCUAGUGCUUGGUGGUCUCCAGUAUUCCGUUCAAUUUUUAAUAAUUUAAUGCGACUUUCAAUUUUCUGCUUAAGACAUUUUCCCUUUCUUGCAUAUUGGACAUUUGGAAAAAAAUAUGCAAAAGUAAAAAUAUUCCAUCAUCACUUUGAUUAA
Solenopsis invicta (red fire ant) is the source of this 2198-nucleotide messenger RNA. RefSeq lists its product as uncharacterized. Lineage: Eukaryota; Metazoa; Arthropoda; Insecta; Hymenoptera; Formicidae. The record is from RefSeq and is a predicted model, not a curated record. The transcript is spliced from 5 exons. The coding region runs from base 1134 to 2198 and encodes 354 amino acids. Gene Ontology annotation, molecular function: oxidoreductase activity.